Nematocida homosporus is the source of this 1932-nucleotide messenger RNA. RefSeq lists its product as uncharacterized. Lineage: Eukaryota; Fungi; Microsporidia. Bases 1 to 1932 code for a protein of 643 amino acids. The transcript has a single exon. The record is from RefSeq and is a predicted model, not a curated record.
AUGGGGGAAGAGCACGAGUCCUACUCCUUUGAAUUAAUGGACAUUUUGAGGUACAAAGCACCCGAUACCUUCCCAGAAGGAACCUCUCAAGAUGUGAUAGCUGCUAUGGCGGAGUAUACGCCAAGUCACUUACUAGAUAUCUACUUAUUAGCGGGAGAUGUGCCUGUUUGUGCUCUCUUACACCCACGUCUCUACAGCCGGAUUUUUAAAGGAUGGCUGCGGAUUGGGAAUGUAGUGGGGAUUGCAGAGUCAAUUGAAGAUAUGAUAAUUGAUUUGGAGUUACUUAGUGAUAUUGAUCCGAGUGAGGAGGAUAGAUUGAUCAAAGCUAAGAGAGAGAUUUAUUUGACCAUGCCUUCUCCCCUGUAUCACCCCCGCGGGCACUACAUUCCACUCCUAUCCGAUGAUGAGCUCAUUGAGUGGGAUAGAAGGUGGAAGAAGUACCUGGAAGACUACACCGAAACCAUUGAGGACCAAAUAAUCAAUCCAAGUGAUAUUGAUGUAGAACCAGCUGCCGAAAGUGAGCAAGAACUUUGGCAGAAGAAACGCCGAGUUAAAGAAAGAUUGGGAUAUACUAAGACUAAAAACAAUGUAAUGAAAGGCCGGGUUCUCUUAAAAUCAAAAUUAUUCACAUUCCAAACGAAGAAACCAACAAUUCCAAUCUUCUUUUCCUUUAUUCUAGGGACUGCACACGGCUUAACUAAGGUUUAUGUUUGGGAGUCAGCGGCGCGCAAGUACUUCUGCCUGCAAGAGGGCGACUCAGUGGCUAUCAGAGGAUUCAAAGUCAAAAGAAGACAGGGAACGUUACUACUAGCCGACCGCACCAAUUCCGAUGCAGAUACAAAGUACGCCCGGAUUCCUGAGAUCUCGGUUAAUUUAGCAGAUCCCGCCGGGUAUAUUCUAGAGGUGCCUGAGAGUCAGUUAGAAGACUGUACUGUCGAGCUAGAUCAAGAGUUCACACAAAUCAAAGGCACUGUGGAGUACGUGAGUUCUCUGCUGCGUACACCCGAUAAGAACCGAGGCGAGAAGAAACUGCGUGAGUUCAUUUAUUUACGCGUGGCCGGCCAGAUCAUUAAGUUGUUUAGCAAUGGUGUAUCCGGAAGUCUGCUUAAAAUUCGGGCCGGCAAUUACGUUGAUAUCAGGCACUUACGCCAGUGCACAAUUGGCCCCUUUAUUUUCUAUCUCUCCUCUAUCUACACACAGUACUAUCUAACCGAGUACGCAUUUCAUACAACGGACUACUACUCGCUCACCCGCCCAUCCACGGGCACAGCUAUUGAAAAUGCCAUUGGCUAUCUGCCGGUUCCCUUUAAAACCACCGAAGAGUACUUUCAAGCCGCCGAGGACGGACUAGGUCCUCUCUACCGCCAAGGCGUAGCUAUCCCCAAAAGUUCCCCUGAUGCCGCAUAUCUGCGCAAAGAACGAGAUAUGUACUUUGGAGAUAUCAUCUCUGUUUCAGCUGUCAAACGUAAGGUAGAACUACUCUAUAUGGACGAGGUCGUCCGCUUAGUUGUCCCUGGACGAAUCCUAGGAGUCAGGCACCAGAACUCCGGCGACCAAAUUGGCGAAACUCUAUUCGAUAUUUCCUAUAGUGCCACCGAAUGCACUCUGCCAGAAAUUGAACACUCUCGUUCUUCUAUUAAUCCAGAGCCUACAACCGAAACUUCUUUUAUUGAGACCGUCGAAGAAAGUGCUUUUCUUCGCAUUGGUGAUGAAAUGAACUAUCUUGAUAUCCAGAUUUUUCAAAAUCAUUUACUUGAUUCUACUUCUUUUCUAGGUACAGUAACUGCCUUCUUCAAAUCCGAAAGAACCAGUUUAUCAGUCUACGAAGAGAUAAACCAAAAAGUUGGUAUGUACUUCCACUUUGUCCUAGAUAUCGUUCGAAUUAGUGACAAGACCGUUGUUUAUAUCGGGGUAGCCGCUCUAACCCAGUAA